Messenger RNA from Centrocercus urophasianus (Greater sage-grouse), 1386 nucleotides. It is a transcript of the gene FOXI3, whose product is annotated as forkhead box I3. The coding region runs from base 1 to 1287 and encodes 428 amino acids. Gene Ontology annotation, molecular function: RNA polymerase II cis-regulatory region sequence-specific DNA binding; DNA-binding transcription factor activity, RNA polymerase II-specific. The transcript is spliced from 2 exons. Lineage: Eukaryota; Metazoa; Chordata; Aves; Galliformes; Phasianidae. The record is from RefSeq and is a predicted model, not a curated record. Gene Ontology annotation, biological process: anatomical structure morphogenesis; cell differentiation; regulation of transcription by RNA polymerase II.
AUGAGCGCCGGUGAGUUGCAGCAGGCUCAGCCCAGACCCUCGGCACCGGCGGCCGCCCCCGUGCCCCCGCAGCCCCGCAGCGCUCAGGAGGCCCCCGAGAUGGCGGUGUACUGCAGCGAGAACUUCAGCGUUUACCCCCAGCCCAGCCUCCACCCGCCCGGCGCUGCCGCCGCCGCCGCCGCGGCCGCCGCCGCCGCCGCCGCUGCCGCCGCUUCGUCGGGGCAACGGGCGGGAGGGUACGCGCUGGGGGACUACGGGGCUCCCGCUAACGCCGGCUACCUGUGGGGCAUGAACAGCCCAGCGCCGUACCUGCAGGGCCCGCCCGGCUCCGGGGCCGCCGCGUCGCCCUUCCUGCCGCCCGCCUCGUACGGCUGCUCGCGGGGUGGCCAGCUGGUGGGCUCGCCCUCGGGGCCCGGCUCGCCGUCGGCGGGCGGCGCGGAGCUGAGCUGGCUGAGCCUGGCGAGCCAGGAGGAGCUGCUGAAGCUGGUGCGGCCGCCCUACUCCUACUCGGCGCUCAUCGCCAUGGCCAUCCAGAGUGCCCCCGAGAGGAAGCUCACCCUCAGCCACAUCUACCAGUACGUGGCCGAGAACUUCCCCUUCUACAAGCGCAGCAAGGCGGGCUGGCAGAACAGCAUCCGCCACAACCUCAGCCUCAACGACUGCUUCCGCAAGGUGCCCCGUGACGAGGACGACCCCGGAAAAGGAAACUACUGGACCUUAGAUCCCAACUGUGAGAAGAUGUUUGACAACGGGAACUUCCGGCGCAAGCGCAAGCGACGCUCAGAGCCCAACACCCCCGCGACCACGGCUGCGGCCUCCUCGCUCGGGGGCCUGAAGGCCGAAGAAGAGCGACCCAUCCCAGCCGCAGGCAAACCCUGUGGAAACAGCCCACCCCCAGAGCUGGACCCAUCGCCUUCUGCCAGGGACCAUCCCAAAAGCUCCUCUCCCUCCGGUAUCAUUUCAUCCACCCCGAGCUGCCUCAGCACCUUCUUCAGCGGCAUGAGCUCACUGAGCGGUGGGGGCAGCCGGCUGACGGGGGGGCUCAGCACUGACCUGCAUCACAGGAACUUCUCUGCUGGACAGCUGAGCAGUGGCACUUUCACCCCUUCCAGCAGCUCAUCUCAAGAGGUGCCUUCACCAGAACAGCUGCAGCGAGUGGCGGGACCUUCCCCUGCCUAUUACAGCUCCUUCCAUCCCAGCAGCGGCAGCCAGGGCGCCCAGUACAACCACUACUACAACUUCACAGUCAACAGCCUCAUCUACACCCGGGAUGGAACGGAGGUGUAGGAUUGCCGGGGCAGUGCUGCAAAGGGAAUGGGAGAUGCAGGUGUGUGCGUGGCAGCGUGGAGGACAGCGUGCUUUUGCAAACAGCAUUUCAAUGUGGAC